Molecule: messenger RNA, 12772 nt
Organism: Hippoglossus stenolepis (Pacific halibut)
Lineage: Eukaryota; Metazoa; Chordata; Actinopteri; Pleuronectiformes; Pleuronectidae
Gene: grm5b
Product: glutamate receptor, metabotropic 5b
Exons: 18
Coding region: 226-3951 (1241 amino acids)
Biological process (GO): trans-synaptic signaling by endocannabinoid, modulating synaptic transmission; G protein-coupled glutamate receptor signaling pathway; regulation of synaptic transmission, glutamatergic
Cellular component (GO): postsynaptic density membrane
Molecular function (GO): adenylate cyclase inhibiting G protein-coupled glutamate receptor activity; G protein-coupled receptor activity involved in regulation of postsynaptic membrane potential
Source: RefSeq, a predicted model, not a curated record
UCAGCCAUUGCAGUGAUGGUGCCACCUUGAAAGCCGAAGGAAGGAAAGAAAAGUGAAGAGGAAGGAAUAUAACAAUCAACCAUUUUCCAAAAACUUCCUCUGUGCCCCGAGCUCCUGCCAUGGAGAGGAUAAGUGUUUGUCGGACACGUAGUUCCCUGUGACGGCUCUGCACAAUAAAACUAAUCUGAGAUCUGCUGCUCCUUCUGUUAACCUUACGGGACCAAGAUGACCCUUUGGCUGCUGCUAGUUCUGUCCAUUUGGGUGGGACCUGAUCAAGCCGGCUCCGCCCAUUCCAACGAACGGCGAGUUGUAGCACACAUACCUGGCGACAUCAUCAUCGGAGCCUUGUUCUCCGUCCAUCACCAGCCGCCUGCUGACAAGGUACACGAGCGCAAGUGUGGUGCAGUGCGAGAGCAGUACGGGAUCCAGAGGGUGGAAGCCAUGAUGCACACGCUGGACCGCAUCAACAGCGACCCGCACAUCCUUCCCAACAUCACCCUUGGCUGUGAGAUCCGGGACUCGUGUUGGCACUCGGCCGUGGCUCUGGAGCAGAGCAUCGAGUUCAUACGGGAUUCGCUUGUCUCCUCCGAUGAGGCGGAGGAGUGGGGACCGACAAUGAAGUGCGCUGACCCCUCUGCCACUCCGAUGCGGGGGAAGAAGCCUAUAGUGGGGCUGAUUGGACCGGGGUCGAGCUCAGUGGCCAUCCAGGUUCAGAACCUUCUACAGCUGUUCAACAUACCACAGAUUGCCUACUCUGCCACCAGUAUGGACCUCAGUGACAAGAGCCUCUAUAAGUACUUUAUGCGGGUGGUGCCUUCAGAUGCCCAGCAGGCAAGAGCCAUGGUGGACAUUGUCAAGAGAUACAACUGGAGCUACGUGUCUGCUAUUCACACCGAAGGCAACUACGGUGAAAGUGGUAUGGAAGCGUUCAAGGACAUGGCAGCCAAGGAGGGCAUCUGCAUCGCUCAUUCUGGCAAAAUCUGGAGCAAUGCUGGACAGCAGAGCUUCGACCGGCUGCUGGAGAGACUGAGGGCCCACCUGCCCAAGGCCAGGGUGGUGGCAUGUUUCUGUGAAGGCAUGACCGUCCGCAACAUCCUCAUGGCCAUGAGACGCCAGGGACUGGUGGGAGAGUUCCUGCUCAUCGGCAGUGAUGGAUGGGCAGACAGGUACGACGUGACGGACGGUUUUGUUAGGGAGGCAGCCGGUGGUAUUACCAUCAAGCUCCAGUCGGCCGACGUGAAGUGGUUUGACGAGUACUACCUUAAACUUCGGCCUGAGAACAACAUCCGGAACCCCUGGUUUCCAGAGUUCUGGCAGCAUCGCUUUCACUGUCGGAUUAAAGGCCACCCGCAGGAGAGCAGCAAGUACAACCGCACCUGUAGCAAGCGAGAGUCGCUUCGGCAGCAGUACGCACAGGACACCAAGAUGGGGUUCGUCAUCAACGCCAUCUACUCAAUGGCAUAUGGCCUGCAUAAUAUGCAGCGGGCUCUCUGCCCAGGUUAUCAGGGCCUAUGUGAUGCCAUGCGACCUAUAGAUGGUGCCACACUGCUGGACUUCCUGAUGAAAACUAACUUCACCGGAGUGUCGGGGGAGGGAAUCCUAUUUGAUGUGAAUGGAGACUCGCCCGGCAGGUAUGAGAUAAUGAACUUUAAAAAGAUGGGGAAGGACUACUACGACUACAUUAAUGUUGGCAGUUGGGACAACCGCGGCUUGAAGAUAGACCAUGAUGAAAUCUGGCCCAACAAAGAGGCCAUCAUCAAGUCAGUCUGCAGUGAACCCUGUGACAAAGGACAGAUUAAGGUGAUCCGUAAAGGCGAGGUGAGCUGCUGCUGGACGUGCACCCCCUGCAAAGAAAACGAGUUUGUGUUCGAUGAGUACACCUGCCGAGCCUGUGAGCUGGGCUCGUGGCCCACCUUUGACCUCACAGGCUGUGACCCAAUCCCGGUUGAGUACCUGCGGUGGGGAGACCCUGAGCCAAUAGCUGCUUUGGUCUUCGCCUGCCUCGGUCUGAUGUUCACAUUCUUUGUCACUGCCGUCUUCAUCAGAUUUCGGGACACCCCAGUGGUGAAAUCUUCCAGUCGGGAGCUGUGUUACAUAAUACUGGCAGGGAUCUGCCUGGGUUACCUGUGCACCUUCUGCCUCAUAGCUAAACCUCACAUUAUCCACUGCUACCUCCAACGACUGGGAAUCGGCCUGUCACCUGCCAUGAGCUACUCUGCACUCGUCACUAAGACAAACCGCAUCGCCCGGAUCCUGGCGGGCAGCAAGAAAAAGAUCUGCACAAAGAAACCUCGCUUCAUGUCGGCCUGCGCUCAGCUCAUCAUUGCCUUCCUCCUCAUCCUGCUGCAGCUGGGCAUCAUCGUGGCUCUCUUCCUCAUGGAGCCACCUGAGGUGAUUCAUGACUACCCCAGCAUCCGCCAGGUCAACCUCAUUUGCAACACCACCAACAUAGGUGUGGUUACGCCGCUGGGAUACAAUGGCCUGCUCAUCCUCAGCUGCACCUUCUAUGCCUUCAAGACCCGCAACGUCCCGGCUAAUUUCAAUGAGGCGAAGUACAUUGCCUUCACCAUGUACACCACCUGUAUCAUCUGGCUGGCCUUUGUACCCAUCUACUUUGGGUCCAACUACAAAAUUAUCACCAUGUGCUUCAGUGUCAGCCUCAGUGCCACUGUGGCUCUGUGCUGCAUGUUUGUCCCCAAGGUGUACAUCAUUUUGGCCAAACCGGAGCGUAACGUGCGCAGUGCCUUCACCACCAGCACCGUGGUGCGCAUGCACGUGGGCGAUGGCAAAUCUUCCUCAGCUGCCAGCCGUUCAUCUAGUCUGGUUAACCUGUGGAAACGCAGAGGCUCCACUGGAGAGACACUCAGCUCCAACGGUAAAUCAGUUUCCUGGGCGCAGACGGAGCGCAGCGGUUCGCGUGGCAACCACCUGUGGCAGCGGCUGUCCUUCCACAUCAAGAGGAAGGAGAACAAUCAGACCGCCGUCAUCAAGCCCUUCUCCAAAACCUCUGAGGAACGCUACUGUGGAAGAGGCGACCUUCCCCCGCACGUUCCUCUGCCCUCCCUCCCCUCCAUGUCCUCCAUGUCCUCCCAUCAUGACAUCGGACCGGACAAGACCCUGUACGAGCUCUCGGAAGCAGAGGAGCGCUAUUCGAUCACGUACCGGCCGCAGACGCCCUCGCCGAUCAGCACGGUCAGCCAGAGAUUAGGGCCGGGUUUAGGGGAGGAGCCUCAGAUGUCUGGUAUUCCAAAUUACCCGAGCAGCAUCUGCAGCGGUGGCAGCGGCAGCAGUUGCGGCCCUAUCAGCAGCUGUUCUGUCAUUGCCGGGAGUGAUGGCCGUUUGAUCAUCGUGGACGAUCACCCAGGGGUGGCCCAGAGCUCACUGAUGGAUCAGAUCAGCUGCGUAGUAAACCGCUUCACCGCCAACAUCACCGAGCUCAACAGCAUGAUGCUCUCCCCCUCUCCCACUCACUCACACACAAACAAACACACCCCCCCUUCCCCUCACCCCACCGACCCCUAUCUGUUGCCCCGUGAAAUGCACAUGGCCCCGACCCUGACCACCUACGCUGAUGUCCAGCCCCUCCCACCUGUCGAGUCCAGCCUGGGGGGCCGGGGUGGCUGCCUCGUUCACCCUAUGCCUCAUUCACCUUACCCACUACCGCCUCCUCACCCCCAGGCCUCCCCCUCUCUCUCCCCUAUGCGCGGAGGCCUGGUUAGCUGCCUGAGCGACUCCCCUCUAAGGAGGGCGGAGCUGGAGGAGGAGCUCUUCGCGUUGACUCCUCCUUCGCCCUUCCGUGACUCUCUGGCGUCCAGCAGCAGCAGCUCACCUGGCUCUGAGGCAGACCUCUGUCUCCCACCAGUCCCCUCCCAUCCUCCCCCCUCUCCCCCUUCGCCCAGAUUUAGCAGACUGACGCUCAGAAACUACAGCCAGAGUUCAUCCUCACUGUGAGGCAGAGAUGACAAGUUGAGAAAAUGCAUCAGUGAAGAGGAGCGCCCAAAAACAACGGGUCACGCGGAAGACGAAGAGACUGAAAUCCGUUUUUCUCCCUACGUGGAGUUAAAAACCUGACGUGCAGGAGUCAUGGAGGGCUGGUUGGUGAAUGCACCAAGCUGUGUUUGUGUUUACAUGUUCGCAGUGAGAUGCAAGUAUAAGAAGCUUUUCCCGCGUCGUGUUUUCUUAGUGCUGUCUCUGACAAGUCGGACGUAAAGAACUGCAAAAAUAACCACGGUAACGUUGCAGUGGUUCGGUGUCUGUAGAGCCACUAAUCAUUCUAGAAAGGUCUAGAGCUACGGAUCAUUUAGGUUUGGGUAGUGGCCUUAAGGUAACAUGGCUAUACACUAAUUAGAGACUGUGAAUAUGUGUGUGUGUGUGUGUGUGUUUGUUUUUGUGUGUGCAUCGGUAUGUUGUGGCUGUAUCUUACUUAAUGAGAGUUAAUGGCAACAUGACAGUAUUGAUGAGGUCAGACUCCAAAAGCCUGUAUGGACUAAAUAGAGGCUAUCAAGGGCACAUACAAAUCUGCUUGUACAUACACACACACACACACACACACACACACACACACACACACACACUGUGGGAAUCACUUUGUAAAUAAAUGACAGGUUGUGGAUUUUUCUUUGACGAUAAAAUUUCAGACAAAAGUGCAUUGUGUUAACAUACUGGUCUGUAUGUUACUCUGAAGAACUUUUAUUCAGCUGUUCCCUCCUCAUCAUUUUUCUUUUCCUCAAUCCCUCCUUCUCUCGCUGCUUUCUUUCGUUUUGCCCCCGCCACUGUUUCAGUAUUUUCUACUCUUUCAGUGUGUUUUUUUCUUCAGAAGUUUGAAUGUAUAUUUUCUACAUGAUUCCUGAAGCAGUCGGGACCAAACCUUUUGUACCUCUCUAAUCUUUCUGUGACUUGAGAAAGAGGGAGACGAGGGAUCGACCAGACCUGGCCUCGUUUUUAAAUAUAAACAGCCUCGUCAUUAGAUUUAGUUUCAGGUAGAUUAUUGGAUGAAAUCUGACCUCAAAGCUUAUUGUUAGAGUGUGACAUUUAACAGAGCGUUACGUAAGGCUUAGCUGGAUUCCAGUCGUGACAUUUUCUCUUGUUUGUCAGCGGGGCACAAGCGUCGCUCGGUUUCAUCAAAGAUGUCCGUUUGAAUCACAAUCGUCUCUAAUGUUAGCCGGUGCAGAUUGAUAGAUUCACGCUGGGAGACAGAGAGAGCGUCCUCGUCUGUCUCCGCCUUGACCAAGGUCAUCUGUCUCACAGGUGCUAUGAGCCGUUUAAAGGUCGCCACUCUUUUCACACAAAGAGGGGCUGAGCAACAGAAGAAGUCCACAAAUCAAAAUGGAGCAUUGACCCUUCAUAACUGUGAAGCUGCUUUCAGACAUGCGCUGAAGUCCGCACAUUGUCCUCAAAUUUAGUAGAGGACCCUGACCCUUUUACGUCAUGUUCUGCCUCCUGCAUGAUCAACCAUGGUACCACUCCUAUAGUGAAUUCUCAAAACAUUUCCUGUGGUUUAGAAAGCGUCUGAUCUGGGUAAUCUCCAGUUGCGUUCUUCAUAUGUGAAAGGCAAACUCCUUUUUACCUUUCCAGAGUUCAUGUCUGAAAACGGCUUUAGUCUCACGAAACCAACCUGGUAGCAGAGACCGACUGACAUCCAGUUAAAAGCCAGUCAAAGUGAAAUCAUAGACAAGAACAUUUUACCCAAAUGUCAAACUGUAUGAAUUUAAAGGAAUAAUUCCACGUUUAAAACGUGCGUUCUUGCCGAGAGCGAGAUGAGAUGUCUGCAGCUCUUAUAUCUGUCAGGAGAAAAUAUCUGGUGUCCGGUCUGGUGGCACGUUAAUUAGUGAGCUGUAGAGGAGCUGUUCGGCAGAUUGGACAGUGCCAGGCUCAUUUUGUCUCCAGUGUUUAUGCCAAGCUAACUGGCUGCUGGCUGUAGCUUCAUACUGAAUGGACAGACAUGAGAGUGGUAUGGAUCCUCGCGUCACUCUCAGCAUGAAAGCCAAUCAGUGUAUUGCCAAAUAUAUAACUAAUGCUUAUCCUAAUCCAAUACUUCCCGGUUUGGGAGAAAUGGUGGAAAUUAAUGUAAUCCAGAAGGUAACUGCAUUUUUUAAAGGAGACAUGGUUUGGUAUAUAUGGAGAGAAUCACUGUCGAAUAUUAGAUUAAAAGUCAAAUUCAGUUACUCAAAUUCAAUGUCUGUGUAGAUCAGUGGUUCCCAAACUAGGGGUAGGGGCCCCCCACUGGGCCACGAGACACUGAGGCUACAUCCAUACGACUACGUUUUAGUUUGAAAACAGCCUUUUCGCUCCGUAUCAGUCUCUAACAAGCCUGAAAGGACACAUCAUGUGACCACUCGCAUACACUGGGAAUGCCCGUGCCAGUGUGCCCAGCCAGGCAUGCAGACACGGGAAUUGUCGCAGAUUGCUUGAAUAAUAGCUCGUCUCCUACACAGUUGUAUCAUUGUAAAAUGCAGAAUUUAACUGCACAGCAACUGUGAGCACAGACAACACGGUCAGCAACGCUUGUAAUUAAUUAUCCAUGUUGCGUUCUACACUGGUAGCAGAGGUACAAAAUACAGAGAUGUGCAUGUUACAGAUUUCUUCUUCUUUUGCUAACUAGCUCAAAUACAUAUCCUUUGUAUGCCUCAACCGACUCCGGACAUAAUGGGGGUUGCAGGUCUCGGGCACCUUGAUUUUGCGGGGCACAGGCUGAACAGUUUGGGAACCGAUGGUGUUAACAGACCUGAACUUGAAAACACUGCAAAGCCUCCAACUGACUACUCGGCCAUUGAAGCUUUAGGUACAAACAUAUGCCUUUGAAUGAAAUAUUGUACUUAUAUGUGCCAACACUUGAACAGCAUUUGAGAGUACUCAGAGCAGUGCUGGGAUAUAAAAUGUGCCGAUGAAUGCAUUCACUAAGAUGCUUUGAGAAAUGGGACCUUGGCCUCUAGUCACAGAGGAAAACACUCAGCAAAGUAGAGAGGAAAACAAACCAAACAAGAAAUCUAAAGUUAGAAAGUUGUGAUACACAACACCAACUUUUUAGACAUUUUUACAUGAGGAGUAUUACCUGCAACAAAGACAUGGAUUGGUAAAUCGAACUCAAUCAAAGCUAAUGAGACUGUUGCUGUCACAAUGAAGAAAUGUUGCCUGUGUGUUAUUGUCCAUUUUUGGUCCAUUUUUUGUGUUGUAUUUCUGCUCUACAGUAGCCAGCAAGAACAAACUCAGACAAAGUGAUUCUGUAAAUAAUAAGGGCAUGCAAAGACAGUUCUGUUUUGUUUCUGAUGAAAGUACAUUUAUUUACAGGCGAAAAAAAAAGGACAAAAAAAGAUGUUUUUGAACUGUGUUAUAACAUACAGUACCAAUAUGUGUUACGACUACAGAAACUGUGUUACCACUCUGAAUGUGUGAGUGACCAUUCCUAUUCAAAUGUCUUGUAAUUCAACGAUAUAAUAAUAAUUGAUAUGAAUAUGAUUCAUUGUGCCAAAGGGGUAAGAGAAGGUCUAGUUUACUAGCUUGUGGGUAAAUACAUGGUUUCAUAAAAAAAAGACAAAAAAUGUAAAUGUAAAACUGUUUCUAUUGUUUUUGGAUAUUUUCAUAUAAUUAUUCCACAUUUUCCAAUGUAAAAGCAAUAUUAUCCAUACGUAGAAGGUGCACAUCGGAGGGGUUUCUCAAAUUAUUACCAACGUUCUUUAUUAUACAGUAAUCGCUGGUGGGCAACAAAAGGAAGGAUAUGGGUAGAUGAGAACAUUUUUUUUCUAAAUCUAUAUUUAAAAGGAGACAUUUGUUGUCUUCAAGUUGCCACGAAGGUGUGAUUCCAUAUUUUUGCGAUUGUCUCAUUUGUAGUUCAACAUUUUCCACCUUUUGAUUCCCUGAUCUAAACAGUCCGAUCUUCUGAAAGGCAGGGAAGAUAGUAGGAGAUGAUUUGUGUGCCAUUAAUUGUUUAUUUUUUGCAUUUUUUGUAAAGAAGUGUACUGCCCAACUCGAUUUUGUUGGUCUCUGGACCUUAAAGUAGAGAGUAUGAACUUGGAACUUGUGGAUAUACGCACAAUCACCAUCUUGGAUAGCUGUACAGAGACUUUAUAUGAUCUGCAAGAAUAUCUUAAAAGUUUUGUUUUUGUCAAUACCGCUACAUCUAUUCAUUUAAAUCUGGGCCGGGACCGGUUGUCACAAACACAAACCAGUGUUAGCGUGGAGACAUUUCCGAGGAGGGGCCGGUUUAUGUGCUGCUGUCACUGAUAUCGUUUCUAACGUGCCGGGAGCUUGCUUCAGCACUUCAGCUGUUUGCUUUCAGGCCCCUUGGGUGAGCCUCGACAGUUGUGUGCUGCCUCUGCAGAAAAAGACGGGUUCAGCGUAUGACAUCAAUUGCGAUCUUAUUCUUUCUAAGGGCUCAGAUCUGGGACCAUCGCACAUUAAUAUAACACACCAUUAACAGCAUAUAGUAAUUAGAGAACACAGUCAUUAACAUGUGGUUAGAAUGAUUGAAGGAAAAUUGGCAAGAAUAGCAAAUAUUCAAAUUAUUACAUGAGAGAAUCGUAAAAGAAAUUGACAUUAAAGAUAAUUCAGAUAUUAAUUACUUCUGUCAUCCUUUAUGUGUAAUUGUCCUUGUUUGGAAAUGAUAAUAAUUUUAUAGAGGCAUGGCUCCACAUUUCAGCCCUACCUCAAGGAUCACAGAGAGCUACCACUUGUAGUAAUCUGGGGUGAUCUCUGCUUUCCCUUCAUACUCCAGCCAAAACAUGAUGACGAUUAUGAUUAUUAUGAUGAUGAGUAAAAUCUUAUGUUCGCCAGGAAGAUGAUCUCCAGAUGAUGUCCACCCAAAACGCUGUCUGCUCCCUUAUUUCUGUAAAUGCACUCUAAAGAAUUGGAUUGAUAAUCCCUGCGCUGGAAAAAUACUUUUAAUCCAGACUUGUUUAUCUGCUGAUCGCAGGAACCCAAGGUCAUUUAUUUUAAACCUUCUGAAUGAGAAUAUGAAUAGUUUAGACUUUAACCGGUCACUGUAAUGAUGGUGUGUCGGGCUCCUGUGAAAAUGUUGCGUCGAUGUAGAAAGACCAGCAGCCACCCUGCUGUGAUGAUCUGGAGGAAAACAUCACAGUCUACUCCCACCUCCUAAUAUCUGUGUUAAAGCUGAGGCUCUCUGUAGACGAAGGCCGGUCAGAAACAUGGAUCAACAGAGUUUAAUCUGUAGUGAGACAGAGCCACUGCCACACCUGAUUAUAUUUUUCAUUGAACACAAAACACAGAGCUAUGUUUACUGUGUAAACACCACAUUGACAAAUGGUCGUAUAUAUGUUGUCAGGGCAGAAAGCAAAAGGUCUGUUGUGACUGCCUGCGCUAAAAGUCUAAUUAUUAUAAGAGUAAAUCAUGAUGAACACACCUCUGUGAGUGUCAUUUGGCAGACUUAACAGUUUCUUACCUUUUAAACAAUGUUUAUGAAAUAAGUAAAUUAAAAGAUGUUUAGGUGAGAGGUAAGAAUUUAUAUUUUUAAUUACAUCUAGAGAGGUUGAGUAUAUCAAGGCCAAAAUCCAACAAGCCUUCUUCCCUCUUCCUGCCAACCAGUGAAUCCCUUCACAGUCAUGUCUGUUCUGGUCUGUCGUCUUUUUCUCCCACACAAAUCAGAAAGGAAAGGAUGUCGGUAUCGAUAAGAUCCUGAAGAUACCCGUCUCUUGAGAUGAAUUCAUAGUCUUCGCGUCCGUCGCUCUGCCGAGGUCAACCCCAUCAGAGUAAAUUAUAUUAUUUAAAAUUUAGGCCGAAUUUUGUAAACCAGUAUACGUAUCAAUACAUUGAUCAUUUUACUGUAUUGAGAAUGGCUUAUGGUCAUUUCCAAAUCAACCGAUUGUUCUGACUUUAUUUAGUAAAACUACCUGACAGCUUGUAUUUUCAGGAGAUACUAAGGGCAUUUAGACUUUAAAUGGCGGCGCCCAACUCAUCACAAGAUACUGUACAGAUCAGUGUCCCUGAGAAUUAAACUUCCUGCAGGGACUUAGGAGGAAUUCCCUCGCCUGAAUGAAACCCGAGGCCCGCAGGGGUGACGACUAGAUGUCUUAAAAGUCAUCAACAGUAUUUUUGUAAGUUUCGUCCAAAGCUGCUGAUUUGAAUGUUGUGUUUUUUUCUAUAACCGAGUAAAGGGCAUGUGUGUUUUUAAUAUGUGGGGGUUUCCUCAGCCAAUAGAGUAAAACGACAGAUUUUAGGUCGGUAUAGGUCGUAUAGUGCAGAGGAGAUUGUGAUGUGUAAUAAGAAGUUAUAGAUUCUGUAUUAUAUUGAUCAUAAGUAAGAGAGGAGAUUGUAUAAUGAAUUAUUUGACGUCAGGCUUUGUGGGGGAGUGGAUUCACUUAUAAUUAAGCAGGUGUAUGUAGGAUGUUUCUGUUUUACAAAAAGACCGGGCAGGUUGGAGAAUUUUCAGUAUUGUGUAUUGAUGGUUUGUGAAAUAUAUUGAGAUGAACGUGUUUCAUUUGGUGAGAGAAUGAAACCAAACUGAGCUGUGAUAUUACACCAUAUGACACAGAGUUAUCCCUGCAGGGGACCAUGGAUGUCUAAGAAACCAAUCUUGUUUGCAUUUACAUAUUCCUCAUAAGUACAUCAUCCUGUUUGAAUCACAGCCAUGGCCACAAACAUUAUUAAUACCCCUGCUUUAAAUUCUGAUGAGGUUCUCUCAGUAGAGUGUUUGACAGUAGAGCGUUAGCGAUAUGAAUAAGGCCUCAUAUCCUCACUGCUCACUUGAGAUAAUUCAGACGAUCGCGUUUUAUCAGAGGAUUCUGUUGUUGUGAAGUUUAACAAGCUCGUAAACAAAUGUGGCGUUUGUUUCACUUAUUUUCGACGAAGGCAGCUCAUCUGCAUAUAAAUGAAGGCCCUGUGUUGUGCUCUUAUCUCUUAACAAACCCAGACCUAUCAAAAGUGACAUUCAGCGCCGCUCAUUAAAGCAGCUAGUUUGGGCUUCGUUUUGAUAAAAUGGGAAAUGAUGAAGAGUUAGCAUAAACAUAAUUAGAGGGACGUGGAAUGAGCUGAACACCAUAAACUGAGGGUGUAGAAUGUGAUAUAUAUAUAUUUCUCUUUAUUCAUUUAGAAGUAUUUAUAUAGUGCAGGCAGGAAAUGACCAUUACUAAAAUUAAAAUGUAUGAGUCAUUUAUUUAGGCUUAUCGACCGCGGCGUAUCCCCGGUUAUCCUCCAGUUGUGUUUUAUCAGUCUGUUCUUAGCACAAGCUCCUCCACUCAGUGCCAACUCUGUCAUUUUUAUUUAUUUAUUUCAGAUGCUGCUGCAUUUAUUUUUUUAGCUGGGUUGGAUAAACACAACAAAAAAGAUUCAGCUAGAGAUAUAUGAUCCUCUGUGGUGAAAAAUGUAAAUUAUAUAUGUAUAUUUUCAUAAGCUGUUUAACAGUGCCAUAUAAAUAUGAUAAAGAUGACUUCAAUAUAUCGUUUUCUUAAGGAAGCUUUGUAGUGUUUAUCCACCCUGAAUUAUUUUUUAACAAACCUGACUUUUUCUUUUCUUUUUUUAAGCUUUGCUGUUUUGUUCUCCUGACGUUCAGAACCGUAGAAUGUAAUUUGAUGCUACAUAUUAGUGUGAUAAUGGAAGGUGAUUUUAUAUUUGGAUAUUUGAUUGUCUACUAAAUAUUUUUACUCAGCUUUGUACAGUGUGAAAUGUGAGAAUAUAUGGUUGUCGCUGUUUGGAAAAUCUAAUGUUUUUAAGUGACUUUUUGCUGCGGGCGGGAGGUUGUAGAUGUCUCAUUCAGGCAGAUUUUACCACCAACUACUAUCAAAUAAGCUUGAGGCCAGCCUUGGUGAUUUGAAACUAAAAAGGUUUGAUAUAAAUUAAUUGCUAUCCAAUUGUGCUGGGAUCGAAAUUGUUUGUGGCCGACACCGGGGACCUUGCUCAAAGGCCUUUCAGAGGCUCCCAACAAACCUGGCAGUAAGAGCGAGAGCGAUUUUUGGCCAAACAGAGUUCUUCUCAUCUCCCAAUUAAUGAAUCUUCAUCUCCUCGCUCCAAAUAGGCCCGGGGUGAUGCCCACAAAGGGCCCUUCUCUGGCCGAUCAGGAGCUGUAAGCUGAAAGGAGAGUGGGCAGUGGUAACAAGAUGCUCCCUGUGCUUUUAAUAUAACAAGUGUUUUUUUCUUAGUCAUGGACAGUUGGACCGUGUGUGCUUGGCAGUAGGACUGGCAAAAAGAAAAUGCAAAAAUUUCGAUUCAAAUAACUUGUGUUCUGUCAUCCUGUGCCUCCUGUUUGGGAAAAAUACGUUGCUCCAAUUCCUGCGUCGCUGCAUCUCAGACUUGCUUUUCUCCCUUGUGGCCUAAGUGGCAGGAAGUGAGAAACAAAUACGAGACGCUCGGCAGGAAGUGCAGGUGCAUUAAUAAGAUCUGCGAAGAACCGCAAACUUCCGGGAAACUUGUGCAAAAAGGAAAAAACAGUGAGCACUACUUAAGUUAGACCGGCAUGAGGUGGCUCUAUGUUGUGUUGUAAGUGCGUGCCUGGUUAGGGAAACGCAUUAGUUCAAUCUUCUGCAGAAACACUGUGCACUUUGGCACGGACACGUGAUAUUUCUAGACAACACCACUAAGAAAGAGAUAGGUUAGAUGACUAAAAAUAGGAAAAGAACAGUCACAAGGUUUUCAUCAGCUCUAAACUUACAGCUCUUCACCAUGACAUGGUUCUCUUCAUGUUUUCUUUCUCACUGGGAUGUUAACUCGAUGUUUCCGGGAGCCUCUGGUCAUUGUGACCACCAGAGAGCAGGGCUGUAAGUGUACUACAAAGUACCCUUCAAUCAUUGUUGAAAUCAUUAUUAAAAAACACUAUGAUCUCCUUGUC